AUGACCCGACGGAGGGCGGUGGUCAAGGCGGCGUGCGACGCCCACUGGGGGUACAACCUGGGGCCCGGGCUUAACACCUGGGCCGUCUUCAAGGACCCGAACCAGACAAUGAUGUACUGCCACGUGGCGAAAGCCGGCUGCACCUUCUGGGCGCGCGUGUUCAGCUUCAUCACCCGACCGGAAGACAUGAAACGUCUAAAUAUAACAUCGCCUUUUGACGUCAUGCGCAUCACUGCGCACAGCGAGCUCGCGCCGGAAGGACACGGGGAUUGGUCGCUUCUCAAACAGGAAGUGCAUGCCGACACGUCCAAAUUUUUUUUCGCGCGGGACCCGUAUGCAAGAUUGUGGAGUGUUUACCUUGACAAAUACUACCUUCCCGGGUCGUGGAAUUCGUAUGAGUUCUCAUCUAGUGUAUGUCUACUCAACAUCAGCUUCAGCGAUUUUUUAGCGUUUGCUAUGACGUCAAAGGACGGUCACGUGAGACCCGUCUCUGAAACGUGCAACCCUUGCGUGUUUCAACCUAUUUAUAUCGGUAAAGUCGAGACUUUCUCUUCAGAUUCGAUGUACAUACUCAGCCAGUUCAAUCUCAGCCAUCUUCUCGACGGAUUCGAUUUCGCGAAUUACACCCAAACCGAGAUGAGAUCGAUCCUCUACGAUUACUACCAGCUGUAUUCGGAUCUUAAUUUAACUCAAUGUUUAAGUAUCAAAGAUCUCGCCAGAAGGAUGUGGAAGGUGUUCCAGAUUAACGGACACAUUCGAGAAAGUUCCGAGUUUCCGGAAAACUUGGAGGAAUAUUCUAGAGAUGUUGUGAUGACAAGGUUGACUGAUCUUGUUCACACAAAGCCGAUGAGCAGAACGGAGUCGAACAAGCAGAGGCGGAAAUAUUUAUGUCAGGCGUACAAGAGCGUUUCCGGUCCUCUUAUCAAGGCGAUUCAGGAACGGUUUAGGGCCGAUUUUGAAAUGUUUGAAUACAGUGAAACUCCUCCACAGUGA
Physella acuta is the source of this 993-nucleotide messenger RNA. Its product is annotated as carbohydrate sulfotransferase 9-like. Gene Ontology annotation, molecular function: sulfotransferase activity. Gene Ontology annotation, biological process: carbohydrate biosynthetic process. Gene Ontology annotation, cellular component: membrane. NCBI's taxonomy places the organism in Eukaryota, Metazoa, Mollusca, Gastropoda, Physidae. The record is from RefSeq and is a predicted model, not a curated record.